Soboliphyme baturini is the source of this 600-nucleotide messenger RNA. Lineage: Eukaryota; Metazoa; Nematoda; Enoplea; Dioctophymatida; Soboliphymatidae. The record is from the annotation of a GenBank genome assembly.
AUGUGUUUUCGAUAUGCGAUAUUGAACAUUCGUCCUUUGAUAAUCUUAGUGGUAUUUGCUGAUUUGACACUCUUCAGCGUCCUUGUAUGUGGUCAGAACUCCGUCCUUGGCCAGGAAGCAAAUGAUUGGACGACGACCGAGUUUGAACCGACGGAUAAGUGGCUGACGGCGGAGGACGAAUUCGGUGUCACUCGUGGAGAUUACGAAAGGUCAGAAGGCAGAAGCUGCUUGAGACGAGAUUUGGUGUUCGUCAACAACUCACCGGUCGCUACCGAGCUGGUCAACAACGACUUGUUUUGCGUCGUAUAUGACAAUUCGAAAGUUGAGCAGUUUUACGAAGAGUUCAGUCCUGCUGUGACCCUGGAAAAGUUCGCAGAAUAUGAAAACAAGCGACGUUUCCGUACGGUUGAUUAUCUACGUAGCGAGGACACGGUUUCCCGUUAUGGCCAGCAAUACAAGACAGGUGAUCCGGUGUUGAUCGUUCCGGACCAUGGAGUUGUCACCGAAUUGCCGCUACCUCAUCCUUCAAUCGCAAGUACCUGCAACUACAGGGCGCCGGCAAGGUACAUAUGCAAGGAAUUUUCUCACCUUCAGCUGUAA